UAGUAAGAAAUUUGGCACCAUAUCAAAAGGAAGAGGAGAAAGGGAAAAAAAUGAGGAAGCGAGUUUGUUCAAGCAUUUUUCUUCUAAUUUGCCUUCUUUUUCUUUGUAUAUGUAUUGAAGCUCAGACAUGUACACCUAGUGGCAAGAUAACAGGUAAAAAGCCUCCACCAGGGCAAUGCAACAAUGAGAAUAAUUCUAAUUGCUGUGUGGAGGGUAAGAAUUAUACAAUUUACAAGUGUUCGCCUCCUGUUUCAACGCAUACAAAUGCAACUUUGUACUUGAACAGCUUUCAGGAAGGUGGUGAUGGUGGUCCACCAUCUGAAUGUGACAAUCAGUACCAUUCAGAUGAUGAACCUCUAGUGGCACUUUCAACAGGAUGGUACAACGAGGGGAGCAGGUGUUUGAAGUUCAUUAACAUUCAUGGAAAUGGAAGGACAGUUAGGGCCAAAGUGGUUGAUGAAUGUGACUCUACAUUAGGAUGUGAUGCCGAUCAUGAUUACCAGCCUCCAUGCCCUAACAACAUAAUUAAUGCAUCAAAGGCUGUCUGGAAAGCCUUAGGAGUGCCGGAAAGUGAAUGGGGAGAAAUGGAUAUAUACUGGUCUGAAUGGUUUCCUACAUAUUAUACAUAUAAAUGCCAACUAGUGUUGGCAUAAAAGGUUGAUUUCUUCUAUUUCUUGUGUUUUGUGUUCAGUUUUGUGUAUUUGAGGCAAUAUCAUACUAGUUAGUUAUUUUUCAUAAAUAAAUAAAAUAAUCUUUU
Molecule: messenger RNA, 757 nt
Organism: Rubroshorea leprosula
Lineage: Eukaryota; Viridiplantae; Streptophyta; Magnoliopsida; Malvales; Dipterocarpaceae
Source: the annotation of a GenBank genome assembly